Molecule: messenger RNA, 542 nt
Organism: Hipposideros armiger (great roundleaf bat)
Lineage: Eukaryota; Metazoa; Chordata; Mammalia; Chiroptera; Hipposideridae
Product: heat shock factor-binding protein 1
Exons: 1
Coding region: 60-290 (76 amino acids)
Biological process (GO): cellular heat acclimation
Cellular component (GO): cytosol; nucleus
Molecular function (GO): transcription corepressor activity
Source: RefSeq, a predicted model, not a curated record
AUAUUAAGAGUGAGUCUUGGACGGUCUGAGACAUCACCGCCAAGCUGGGAACCGGGGAGAUGGCCGAGACUGACCCCAAGACCAUGCAGGAUCUCACCUCGGUGGUGCAGACGCUCCUGCAACAGAUGCAAGAUAAAUUUCAGACCAUGUCCGAUCAGAUCAUCGGGAGAAUUGAUGACAUGAGCAGUCGCAUUGAUGACCUGGAGAAAAACAUUGCAGACCUCAUGACGCAGGCUGGGGUGGAAGAACUGGAAGGUGAAAACAAGAUACCUGCUACACAAAAGAGUUGAAGGUUGCUAAUUUACACUGAAAUCUGGAACAUUGUUUUUACAAGCCAAGAGAAGACCGAGUGGCUUUUUGCAACUAACUACUAUGUGUAGACAGGUUUUAUAUUAUAAAGUGUGCGUUAUUCUUAUCACAUACUAUAUAGUUAGUUUAUUGAGUGAUUUCCCCCCGUUUCUUGAACAUGGUAACUUCACAUCUUGGACCUUGGUCAGUUGUGCUAUUAAAUAUUAAACACUAAAACUUUGGCGGUUCCUGCA